UUUACUGUGAGGUGUUGUUAUAGGAUUUAAAGAUUAUUUUCCUUCCACUGGUUCUGUUAUAAAACCGGCAAUGAUGAAGCUUAAAUCGAACCAAACGCGGACAUACGACGGAGAUGGCUUCAAGAAGCGCGCCGCCUGUCUGUGCUUCAGAAGCGAGAGUGAGGAAGAGGUUUUGUUGGUGAGUAGUAGGCGACAUCCAGACAAGUGGAUUGUACCCGGUGGAGGAAUGGAACCUGAGGAAGAGCCCAACGUUGCUGCUGUUCGAGAGGUGUGUGAGGAGGCUGGUGUAAAAGGGACUUUGGGGCGACUAGUUGGGGUAUUUGAGAACAGAGACAGGAAGCACAGAACGUAUGUCUAUGUCCUUACAGUAACCGACAUCUUGGAGGACUGGGAGGACUCUGUAAAUAUUGGGAGAAAACGGGAAUGGUUUUCUACAGAGGAUGCCAAGAGAAUUCUUCUCUGCCAUAAGCCUGUGCAGGCUUCCUAUUUUGAAUCCCUCCAGAGCUGCCUCACCAGCAACAUGACACCAAUGAUGGCCACAAUGGAAGGAGACCUCUCCACCUCCUACAGUAUCAGCCAGAGUUCAAUGUCUAGUAAAAGGUGACUAAAGCUUAGUGCUACAGAGGCUUCUGGUAACUCCACAUCCUCUUUUUUUUACUUAAUACGUUAACAGUACUGCUUUUGCUUAUUUUCUAACUUUAACAACAACUGAAAAGCCUUAACUUCUUGUCCUGGAGUGAAUGUAAAGACUUGACAAGAGACAGGUUAUUUGGUUAUUGAAGUUUGAAUGUUUGCCUUUCAGCUUUUUGCGACUUUCUAUUGCUUUGACUUUCUACUGUGAAAACACUUAUGUAUAUGCACCGUUGAACUGAUUCAUAUGCAGGGUAGAUUUUCUAAAUCUGAUACUUUGGGGAAUAGUAUUAUGAAGUGUUGUUUAUCAUGUUUCAUUAAAGGGACAGUUCAACUUCAAAUCAAAAACAAAUGUUUCCUCUUACCAACAGUGCUAUUCAUCUGUCUAGAUUGUUUAAGCGUGAGUUGCCGGGUUUGGAGAUAUCUGCUGUAGAGCCGAUGUCUGCCUUCUCUUCAAUAUAAUGUAACUAGAUUGGGCUAUUCGUGUGGCGCUCAAAGUGGCAUACAUCUGAAAAAUUCAAAAGAAAUGUCUCUUUCCAGAAAUCAUGAUCCGAAGUACACUGGCCAGCCGUACCAUGAGCAUGGAGCACAAGCCUCUCUCCCAUGAGUAUAUGUACGCUUCUUUCUGCACGGUGAAAUGCUUGGCGGGUGUAAUUGGUUGGAAAGAAAAUAGUUCCUACUUGAAACUGCUCACAACAUGGAACAGGAAUUUAUCCCGAGUAACCCGUUCAUGAUUUCUGGGAAGAGACAUCGCAGUUGAGUUUUAAACUUUUAAACCUUCCCUUUAAUCACAAAAUAAUUUAUCCUACUGUACAGCACCUCUUCACUUCAUUCUAUUACCUUAUGUCCAUGUACAUUUGUUUUUAUUUAUUUUAGAGGUUGGUUGAUGGUUAUGCCAUUAUAUAUGUAUUAUGCUCUCAGUGGAGUGGGCUAUUUGUAAGUGCACUGCAUGAAGAUACUUUGUCCUGGAGAGGCUGAUCACUAAGGUGUAAACUGGCCCUGUUGUGAUAUGGUUCGCUCACUGUAAAUAUCAGUAAAAACAAAUAAUAUUUCAUCAUACUUUUGAAUUGUAUUUCUAAUGUUUACACUGCGAUAGUUCCCUUUUCUUUCCAAUAAACACUGGACAUUUUACUUUAGUUGUUUUUCUAGGUUGUUCCCGAGAAGCACUAGUUAUACGUUGAUAUGAUCUUUUAUUGUUUAUGCCAUUAUUCAGUCAUUUUAAGAAUCUCAUGACGGCCAUAUCAUUUGCUGUUUUUAUCAUUUAUGUCAUUCAUGUCGACACACUUAGUAUGUAAGUCUUGUUUUGCCAUGAGAGGUCUCACCACUUCCUUUUCUCAUAUGGUAGUUUCACAAAUGUAAAAUGAGGACAAUAAACAGAUUGUUCUGAUAAUUACAAUUGAAAACAUAAUGAAAUGCAUACAAUAUCCAAUAAUAUAGCCAUGUUUUUGUGGAUUUAAUUGGACUUCUCAACUCCUAACUUUUAAAAAAAGAAGUAGGCUCUCUUUCAUGCCUGUUGGACAUUUAGUAUGUACAGUAGACUUACGUCGGAAUGCUUUCAAUUGAAUAAUAUGUCCACUGGCCAUAUUGUUUGCCAUACUUUGGAAUAAUUAUACAAUGUGGGUCCAGGGGAUUUUGUGCACACCAUCAUGGUGUUGAAAUAAGGUGUUUAGUUUUAAUAAAAACAUACAAAGGGUAUUUUUGCCAUGUAACUGCAGUUUGAUGUAAGUAAUAUUACAUAAAACGGGUCUGUUUGAGAGGUUGUGAGGUUUUGGCAGUACAUUUUGCCAUACUAAUUAUUGUUGAGCCAGAAACAACAUGGAUGAAAAUAUAAUUUUCUCGUGAAACUGGGCCUUUAAUUGAACAAAUUACCCAAUUGAUCCUAGUUGCUCACAGCCUCAUAUCUUUUUGGGCUGUCCCCUCAGAUUCCCUUUUUUCACUGCAGUUGUUUUUUAUUGAGUUAAGUAUGUUUGCACGAUGUCAUGCAGGUUAAAUAAAACAUUCUGGCAAACUGCC
This is a messenger RNA of Hypomesus transpacificus, 2643 nucleotides long. Its product is annotated as diphosphoinositol polyphosphate phosphohydrolase 1-like. The transcript has 5 exons. Gene Ontology annotation, cellular component: nucleus; cytoplasm. Gene Ontology annotation, molecular function: bis(5'-adenosyl)-hexaphosphatase activity; endopolyphosphatase activity; bis(5'-adenosyl)-pentaphosphatase activity. Gene Ontology annotation, biological process: diadenosine hexaphosphate catabolic process; diphosphoinositol polyphosphate metabolic process; adenosine 5'-(hexahydrogen pentaphosphate) catabolic process. The record is from RefSeq and is a predicted model, not a curated record. Bases 71 to 604 code for a protein of 177 amino acids. NCBI's taxonomy places the organism in Eukaryota, Metazoa, Chordata, Actinopteri, Osmeriformes, Osmeridae.